AAAAAAAUGGAGUCACUUGUUUCACUUGGGAAUUUCCUCACCCGAGGUGGAUUGGUUGCUCCUUCCAGAGGACAUCAAGGUACCUAUACAGCACAAACCCCCAAGGAUGGAUAGCUGAGAUUAUUUGAAUCGAAAUCAACCUAGCCGACCACCCGGACACUCCAGUCCAACACAGCCCAAUAUGGCUCAAAACACAGACUUUCUCACUUCAAAGCUUCCCACCAAGCUCCAACACAACUUCGUCCUAAACCCCAUCACAGCCCUCGCCUUCUACCACUCCCCCGAUUCACGCGUCUUCGUCCUCGCAGCCGAAGACAGCUGGCUGAAAAUCUACGACGUCGCCACCUCCCGUCUGGUAUCGCAGAUCAAAGUCUUUUACUCGCAGCCUAUUCACGGUCUUUACGUUUCCCAAUUACCACCUUUAUCUUCAUCCACAUCAGCGUCAGCAGCAGGAGAGGAUGAUGAACCACGGGUGCUGAUUUGGGGCGCCAACUCCGUCGCUGUCAUUCCUCAAUCUACUCUUGACAAGCUGGUGAGGGGGGAGAGCAGUGAUGUGGAAGGGGUGAAAGAGGAGAAGGCGGCGGAUUGGAUUUAUGAUGGGAUUUUGUUCCGGCCGGAUGUCUCAAAGGGCGGAGAGGGAGAGGGAGGGGGGAAGGUGCAAGGAGCAUUGGUGACGGCUCAUAAUGAGGUUGUGCCUCUUUCUAUCCAAGGAGGGAGCGAGUCGUCACAGAAGAUUACCUUUGGUCCGUUGACCUCGCCGUCACGACCGAUUCUGUACUCGGCGAAUCUCUGUUUGUUGGAUGACGAGAACACGAUUCUGGUGGCGGGAGGUACCGUGUUUGGCGAGAUUGUCGUCUGGAAGUAUUACCUUGAUGGGAGAGGGGAGGCAAAGAAGUUCGAAGUCCUCUACGUCUUUACCGGCCAUGAGGGAUCCAUCUUCGGUGUUUCCAUCUCUCCCGAGAUUUACCUUUCUAGCGGCGGCGAGAAGAUCAGACUCCUAGCCAGCUGCAGCGAUGAUCGGGCGGUGCGGAUAUGGGAUAUUACCGACUCCUCGCCGAAGGAGCUUCUUACUUCUGCUGCUGCCACGAAUGGUUGCUCUAGCGAGAAUGAUCACUCCAAGAAGGCCUUGGCAGAAGCGAGAGAGACCGGCUUCGGCGGCACCAACAACUCGGAAGUCAAACUCGAAAACCAAAACGACAAGGCGAGAUGUCUCGCUGUGGCUAUGGGUCACGUAUCGAGGAUUUGGCAGGUGCGGUUCACCGGGAGGACGCAGCAUGGAGAUGGAAGUCCGAUUGAGGUCCACUCGUUUGGUGAGGACGCUACGAGGCAGAGGUGGGAUUUAACACUGGAUCAGGCGAAGUGGAAGGAGGCGUUGGAGAGGGGGUACGGUGGUGAACAAGACACUGCUGGGUCUUUCGGCACGCUGAAGAAUUGCGGUGUUGUGAGUUGUCACAAUGGCAAGAAUAUGUGGUCGACGGCUGUGUCGGGGGGUGAUGGGCUGCCGACGUUGAUUGCGACGGGAGGAGCGGAUGGGAGGAUUACGAUGGCUGGGGAUCAAGCGGUGGUUAAGGGGGCGGAAACGUACGGGGAUAUUGACGUUACGCUUACGGUUGAGGAUGUUAUGAAGGUCGCUGAGGGGGUUGAAGAGGACUCGACCGCCCCUGUGGAAGGGCAAAAGAAGAACACGACGAAGAAUGGGUUCCAGCGGUAUGCGUUUCUGUCUGAGAACACGCUUCUCGCUACGACGUCUUCUGGCAGGCUCUUACACGGAACAGUAGGCGAGGGUCUGACAUGGAAGAAUGUUCACCUUUCGGAGACUGUCCUUGCCGACCUCAAAUCUUACUACGUCGUCAAGAGCCCGGUAGAGGGGACCGCAAUCCUCGGCAGCUCCAGCGGAAAAGUCUACCUCUUCCUUGAAGAUGGUUACGAGAUCAAGGAGCUACAUACCUUCCCCGGCAAGAUCUCCGACAUCCUCCUCAUCGAAGGCGCCCAAGAGACUCUGCACAAAGAACAACCCGGCGCCUGGACAGUAAUCAUCACCGUCCUCGGCCUUGACCACGCCCUCCUCAUGACCUUCGAACCCUCCACCUCCUCCGUCACCGUCGAUCCGCGCAAGAUCCACCUCUCCAGCGACGACGUAAACCCCUUCAUCGCCACCGCCGCCGGCUUCUGCGGUUCCAAACUCAUCCUCGGCUCUCGCGUCGGCGCUGUGGCCGUUUACAAAUCCACCUCCGACGACGCUUACACCCUCGAUUACUCCCGCAAAGACGCGCGCACCAAAGACGCAGUCACUUGCAUCGUUCCCCUACCGGGUAGUAAGACCUCCUUCCUCACUGGCUGUCGCGAUGGUCGGUAUAGGAUAUACACCCUCACCUCUACCCCUUCUGAUUCAACCACAUUGCAUCUCCAACACGAAAUCUCCCCUCCCCUCGGUAUGAUCGAAGGCGCCCGCUUCACCAAGACGAGGAGCACAGGCAUCGACCUCAUCAUCCACGGCUUCCGCGGCAAGAACUUUGUCGUCUGGAGCGAGUCCACCCGUCAAGAGCUCACAACCGUCGAAUGCGGCGGCGGCCACCGGGCUUUUGACGUCGUUUUUCCUUCGUCUGGCUCUGCUCCCGGCCCAUUGCGGUUUGUAUUCACCAAAGCCUCCGCUUUGCGGUUCUACAGCCAAUCCUCGCCUCCGCUGCGCACCCUCAAAGAAGGAGGGCACGGAAGGGAGUUAAGAGCUGUUGCUGCUUCUUACUCACCAGAUGGACAACAAGUGGGGAGGUACUUGGCUACUGCGGCGGAAGAUACGACUAUUCGACUGUGGCAGUAUGCUGAGAAGAAGGAAAUAACAGAAAGGGGGUUCAAACCGCUGGCGAUACUGGAAAAACACAGUGCUGGUAUCCAAGCCAUGAAGUGGUUUGGCGAAUCGCAUUUGUUGAGUAGUGCGGGGAAUGAAGAGUUUUUCGUGUGGAGGAUCACCAAACUCGAAUCAGACUACGAGGCGUUGGCGGUGGUUUGCGAGAGUAAAUACCCGGAUCGGUCAGCGGAUGGGGAUUUGCGGAUUGUCGACUUUGACGUUCAAGAAGCUUGGGGGGAUGGGGAUGAUGGGCAAGCGAUGAUGCUUAUCAGCUUGGCGCUAAGUAACUCCACGCUCAAGAGCUACCUCUACUCGACUGAGACUCAACAGUGGAAGUUACUAGCCGAGGGCCGGUACACGGGUGCUUGUCUGACGCAGAUUAGGCACUUGCGCGUCGCGGGCGGAGAUAUCCAGGUCCUAACGGCAUCGACAGACGGUCACAUGGCAGUUUGGUCUGCUGCUGCUGCUGUUUCUUCUACCUCAACCACCGAGACCGAGAAGGCGGAAUACCAGAUGGUUGCCCUGGCUAAGGUCCAUCAGAGCAGUAUCAAGGGUCUUGAUCUUUCUUCACCACGCUCUUCGUCAUCGGGUCAGAGCUGGUUGGUCAUUACAGGCGGUGAUGACAAUGCCGUCCACUUCACAAACCUUCAGUAUUCUUCUGCCGACAACACAUACAAGGUGUUGAGCAGGUCCAGAGUUAAGGAUGCGCAUGCCGCUGGUGUGACGGGCAUUUGUACCGUUAGAGAGGACGGUGAAGCGGUAGAGGUGGCUAGUAUCAGCAAUGACCAGCGAGUGAAGCUUUGGCGGGCGGUAUGGAAGGAGGGAAGCGAAGAGCCGGUCAAGGUGACGCUGUUGGAUAACCAGUAUAGCUCGGUGGCGGAUGCUGGGGAUGUGGAGGUUAUCAAGGAGGGGAGGUUGAUGGUUGGUGGAGUGGGGAUGGAGGUUUGGGAUUUUGGUGCCUAGCAAACGAAAGCAGGUUUAGAUAAAAGCGUAUGUUA
Molecule: messenger RNA, 3843 nt
Organism: Neurospora tetraspora
Lineage: Eukaryota; Fungi; Ascomycota; Sordariomycetes; Sordariales; Sordariaceae
Product: WD40-repeat-containing domain protein
Exons: 2
Coding region: 182-3808 (1208 amino acids)
Biological process (GO): tRNA methylation
Cellular component (GO): cytoplasm
Molecular function (GO): protein binding
Source: RefSeq, a predicted model, not a curated record